AGGGAGGCUCUUUGGUCCAAGGUGUCAAGGCGACAAUCUCAUCGUCUGCUUCUGGACCAAGAGAAAUGAAUACAGAAGUGCAUUUGAGAAUAUUCUUUUCUCCUCUCUCUGUCUCUCUCUGUUUAUCAAUAAUCUGAAUUAAUUAUGGGCCAAAUCAAGCUCCCUCCGACCCCCCCUCCUACUUCUCUCCUCUCCUCUUCUUCCACUUCCGCCCCUUUAGAAGAGGACCUCCCCCCGGCUUACGAUCAAGUCGCUGAGAACAACACCUCCUCUUGUAAUGACCCUCUUGCAGUGCCCGAAGAUGCCUACUAUGUUCCUGGUCUCCAGCGUUAUCACAGUGUCAGCCAAAAGAAACGUCAUUCUGGUGUUGUGACUCUCGAUCCCGACCUCUCCUCCGACGCCAUCGCUCUGGAAGGCUUCAUCCACAACCAGACCAACCUGCCUCCACGACCCUGCCUGAUCAUCAACGGCUACCACCAGGAGACUCGGAAAGACGGCAAAAAUAACUCCACCGAGAAUGUGACCGACUUUGACUUUCGUAUUGAUUUGACUCGCACAUUACUACGGUGGGGCCGCAAUGAACCAACGGGGCCGUCGGAGCGCUGGUCCUACACCACAGUGGUAAGGGAUGAAGAUGGACAAAGGGCAUACCGCGGGGGUAGGAUACGGUCGCGCGGAGGAAAAUCCGGACGGAUUGCUCUUUCUACCAGCGAAGAUGGGGAGGGGGAUCGGUUGAUGGAUCUGGAGAAUGGCGAAGAUGUUCCUGGGAUCAAGGGCUGGUGCCAGCGAUUUUGCAAGGAUCCAUCUCCGGUUAAAUCGUUCACCUACCGUCGCCACCUCCAUGGCUUCGAUGCCUCUCCCAUGCGCACCUCGCUCGCAUCUCACAUCCGGUCCACAGGCUACCAGGGCCAUAUCAAUAUCAACCCCUCUCUGGCGAACGGGGCAGUCACUAUCUAUUCCCCGCAUUGGAUAAACAAAGCGCGCAACAAUGGCCUUGUCUUCUGGACUUGUAUAAUCCUCCAACUCUGGAUCAUCACCUGGCCGAUCAUCUGGGUUAUGGAACGCCGAUACGAAGUCAUUCGCUCGCAGUGGUUCUCUUCCAAAGUGAUUUGCGAUCCCCGGAGCCCUGGCGGCCAGCGGAAGGUGUAUGCAGGCGGAUACGACGAAGCAACCGCGGCAGACAUUUGGGCCCCCGUGGUUCGAGAAGCGGCCUGGAGGGGCCGGACCGGGGGAGACAUUCUGGGCGAAGCGGAAAUCGAAGAGCUGCGCCGCGUCGGAACCGAACGACGCGAGAUGCUGGGCGAUGCAGCUGAUCUGGUCAGACGUGGCCAGGCCGUGCUAGAUAUCAUGGGAGUCCGCAGUAUCGGCGGGGUAAACGUGUCUGGAGGAUGGGGGAGAGAUAACUCCAGCUCGGACCUCUCUCAAUUCAGUAGUCGGACGAACUGACGCCGUUCAUCUCUCUGUUUUGUUUAUUUCUUUAUACCCUUUUGUCCGAUUGCUAGCCUACGCUUCGAAUCUCAUGUUCUAUUCAAAACACACUGCAAUACGCGCAGUUUUUCUCUAUGAGUGGCUUAUUUUUAUAUUGCUUUCUCGGG
Messenger RNA from Aspergillus ochraceoroseus IBT 24754, 1595 nucleotides. RefSeq lists its product as uncharacterized. The coding region runs from base 145 to 1446 and encodes 433 amino acids. The transcript has 2 exons. NCBI's taxonomy places the organism in Eukaryota, Fungi, Ascomycota, Eurotiomycetes, Eurotiales, Aspergillaceae. The record is from RefSeq and is a predicted model, not a curated record.